Molecule: messenger RNA, 3384 nt
Organism: Diatraea saccharalis (sugarcane borer)
Lineage: Eukaryota; Metazoa; Arthropoda; Insecta; Lepidoptera; Crambidae
Source: the annotation of a GenBank genome assembly
AAUAGAUAAUCUAACAGACCUCAAUGCGACAUCUCUGAUAUUAUAUUGGUAGCUGCAUUCUCAGAAGUCAUGCAAUGAUAUCACAGUCACAAAAUAAAUACAAACCCAUGGAAGUAGUAAGUAGUAUUACUUCGAUGCUCAAACCUAAUAUCACUCCAAUAAUCAAAUUUUUAAGCACCAGACCCCCUGUAGGUAGAAAUAUGUUGUACCUACCCACAAUAGCUGGAGAAUAUUUCACUUUGAUUCGGAAUGGUAUCACGUAAUUUCAUCUCCCUCAGCAGCCGCGCUUUCUUAUAAAUAAACCAACAUAUAGGCACCCAUAAAUAACGCUUUCCGAGAUUUUCGUACGUGUACACGGGUUGUAUAAUUUAAUUCUUGUUUGUUUUAAAGCCUGUUGAAUUGGUGCUGGCUUUGAAUGAGUGUGCGUGUUAGUGAGAUUGCUAUGGUGUUUUGUUUAGGAGAAUCAGGUCGAUGUAUUGAAUGUGGUUAUGUUAUGCGAUGAUGGAAGUCUGACUUAUAUUAUACGUAAAAGUUUUUACAUGUACCUAUUUGGAUAAAAUUAUUGAAAUGAAUUUAUUAAAUCUUGUCUCAUUUAUUAAUACGUAUUUUUUUGACAAUUUGUAAAUUAUAAAAUUGACUUUUUGGUAAGAAAUAAUUUGAUAAAUCAUAACAUAGUACUUAAUUAGAUAAUAAAUCCGUUAUCAAGUAUUAGUAGACUUAUACCUACUCAUAAGUAGUUAAGAGUCCUAUUACAAAUCAAAUUAAGGGCCUAAUAAAACGAAUCUUUUAUUCCUUAUGAAGUAAUAAUUGUUCAGGUACAAAUUUUGUUUAGUAAUAUUAUUGUAGAUGGGAGAUAUUCACAUAAAAAGUUAUUUUCGAAGAUUUUUGGUUUUUAAUAAAAAAAAAUAUAUUUUUAUAUGUAGGUAUUUAAUCAAUGACAUUUCAUUUAUUAAAGCUAUCGUGCAUUUUAUGAAGAUUUUUCUCUGGUAUUUUGAGUAGGUAUAAUUAACUUUAUUCUUCAUUUUAAGCAUUAUUUACAAAAAAUGUAGCAGCUACGAACUAUACAAAUAGAUUUUCUAUAUUACUGAAUAAAGCAUUUAAUAAUUUAUUUUUAAUUCCAAGAUCAAGUACGCCAAAGUUGACCAUUUUACGCAACAAAUAUAAUCGAAACGCAAUAACGUGUCUCUCAGCACCUAUAUAACUAUACUUAUCUAUACUAAUUAUUAUAAAGCAAAAAGAAAGAUUUGUUUGUUUGUUUGCAUUAGAAAUACUCCGAAACUACUGGACCGAUUAAAAAAAAAUACAGCUACAUCAUACGCGAGUGACAUAGACUACGAUAUAAUUUAUGAGGGUGAAGUCACGGAAAAUCAGCUAGUUUAUAAUAAUAUACUUAUUUAUAUCACUAUCAUUAUAUAUCGUUAAAUUGUCGAUAAAUUUAUAGUCGACCAUUCUAAUUAUGUUCUUAUCUAUCUUUCGGAGAUCGGACUCUACCUUUGUAAAUGGUCCCACAUAUAUGAUAAUUUAUCUUUUUCUAACUAUCUUUUUAAUUAUAAAGAAAAUAGUAAUUAAGAAAAAAAUUAUCUGUUUAAGAAUUUUUCUUAAAGUUCUUAAAACAGUAAUAACCUCUUAAUCUUUGCAACAUAGUUAUUAUGUCGAUACCUAAAUCUAAAUAGACACAUACGUAUAAUGACAUAUUAGAAAUGAAUUAAUAUAAUAAACUUUUGAUCGUAUAAUCUAACUGUAACCAAACUAUAAAUCGACUUAUUUUGCCAAAUAAUAGCCGACUAACGACUUCCUAUACUGCUACUACUGAAUUACUUUCUCGACUAGUCGGAAAAUAUUUAAAUAUUUUUAUAUUGUGUAAUUCUUUUAACACACAUUGAAACAACAUACUGAGCUAGCUAACGACUGUGCCAUGGAGUUCAAAAUUUUUGAAUGAAGUUAUUUCGACAUGAAAUAAACAAAUGUAUGAUAGUAAAAAUAUUGUUAGUUAUUGAAGAUUAUCAAUUAAUUACAAUACUAACUUACAAUGGACUUUGGUAGUGUUAAAUCAAUACAAGUUUAGCUAAACCUAAACUCAAUAUUUUUAUCAAAUAAACCGCUCCACGAUAACUGUUGACAACAACACUUUGAUAAGUUUUCAAUAGAUAAAUAUUCAAUUCGUUGUGGUGUGUCCACAGGAGUACACUGCUGAUCUGCAAUCCAAUUAGGUGUGAAUAAAAAAUCAAAUAGAAAUGAAGUUUCAAAAUAAAGUGGUUCUAAUAACUGGUGCAAGUUCUGGCAUAGGAGCGGCGGCAGCUAAACUUUUCACUCAAGAAGGUGCGUCAGUAGUGAUAGUUGGAAGGAAUCAGGAAAAAUUGGCCAAAGUUGAAACCGAAUGCGCAGCGCUAGGCAACAGGCCAUUGGUGAUACGCGCUGACGUUGUCAAUGAUGAAGAAGCCAAAAAGAUCAUCAAAACUACCAUCGACAAAUACGGCAAACUAGAUGUACUCGUCAACAACGCCGGAAUCGCCAGAUACGGAUUUGUUGUUGACGGAUCAGUAAUGAAAAGUUUCGAUGAGGUCAUGAACGUUAAUCUCCGAGCUGCUGUUCACAUAACAAGCUUAGCUUCACCCCAUCUUGUUAAAACAAAAGGUAAUGUCGUCAACAUUUCAAGUGUUCUAGGUUCCUGUGUUAAAGGCAAAGCACACGUCGCAUAUUGUGUAUCGAAAGCUGCUUUAGAUCAAUUUACUAGGGCUGCAGCUGUUGAAUUAGCCGCUCACGGUGUAAGAGUUAACUGCAUUAGUCCAGGACCAGUGAAUACUGAUAUUCAAUUGAAUUCUGGUCUCGAAACUAAUUGGGAACGCGCGAUAGCAGCCACUGCUUUAAACAGGAUGUCAGAGCCUGAAGAAGUGGCGGAAUUGAUUGUGUUUGUAGCAAGCGACUCCGCUAAAGGUAUAACUGGAUCGAAUUAUGUGACAGACAAUGGACUCAUGUUGACGUAAAUAAGAUUUAUGUUAAUAAAAUAUUUUGUUGACAAUACGUAGACUUAUUAUUGAUAGUUUUGUGAAUGAGAUAAUGCCAACUAAGAAGAGUUUACUAUUUUCAAAAGCCCAAGUAGUUAAAAUCUAUUAGAAUAAUUUAAACGUUCGAAUUGUUUUCUAAUCUUCGAUCAAUUGUUAAUAGAAUUUUCUAUUGGUCAGUUGAUGUCAGGAAUGUAGUUUGGUUUUAAUUGGUACUCGUAUUUUUGAAAAGUUAUUACUUACUUCUUAUACAUAUAAACUGAAUCUGUGUCAAUUUAUAUAUAUCUUUCGAAAAUAAAAGCAACCUUUUAGUUUGAUGGUGGAUUUAAAUAAAUGUUAAGCAUUUUAUUAAUUACGUUUAUUAAACAAAUGUGAAGUCAAU